AUCCUCAGCAGAAAGAGAAAAAAUACAUGCAGUGAGUUUGGGGAAAAUGUAUGUGAUUACUCCAUCCUUAUAAAGCAUCACAGAAUCCACACAGGGGAGAGGCCCUAUGAAUGCAGUGAGUGUGGAAAAUGCUUCACUGACAGCUCAUCCCUUUCUCGACAUCAGAGAAUCCACACAAGGGAGAGGCCCUAUGAAUGCAGUGAGUGUGGGAAAACCUUCAGUCGCAGUUCACACCUUAUUACGCAUCAGAGAAUCCACACAGGGCAGAGGCCCUAUGAAUGCAGUGAGUGUGGUAAAUGCUUCACUAGCAGCUCAGGCCUUUAUCAACAUCAGAGAAUCCACACAGGGGAGAGGCCCUAUGCAUGCAGUGAGUGUGGAAAAUGCUUCACUGACAGCUCAGCCCUUUCUCAACAUCAGAGAAUCCACACAGGGGAGAGGCCUUAUGAAUGCAGUGAGUGUGGGAAAAACUUCAGUAGCAGCUCAAACCUUCUUGCCCAUCAGAGAAUCCACACAGGGGAGAGGCCCUAUGAAUGCAGUGAGUGUGGAAAAUCCUUCACUGACAGCUCAUCCCUUUCUCAACAUCAGAGAAUCCACACAGGGGAGAGGCCUUAUGAAUGCAGUGAGUGUGGUAAAUGCUUCACUAGCAGCUCAGGCCUUUAUCAACAUCAGAGAAUCCACACAGGGGAGAGGCCCUAUGAAUGCAGUGAGUGUGGAAAAUGCUUCACUAACAGCUCAGCCCUUUCUCAACAUCAGAGAAUCCACACAGGGGAGAGGCCCUAUGAAUGCAGUGAGUGUGGGAAAACCUUUAUUACCAGCUCACACCUUAUUAGGCAUCACAGAAUCCACACGGGGAAGAGGUCCUAUGAAUGCAGUGAGUGCGGGAAAACCUUCAGUCGCUGUUCACACCUUAUUAGGCAUCAGAGAAUCCACACAGGGAAGAGGCCCUAUGAAUGCAGUGAGUGUGGGAAAACCUUCAAUCGCAGCUCAAACCUUCUUACCCAUCAGAGAAUCCACACAGGGGAGAGGCCCUAUGAAUGCAGUGAGUGUGGAAAAUGCUUCACUCACAGAUCAUACCUUAUUAGGCAUCAGAGAAUCCACACAGGGGAGAGGCCCUAUGAAUGCAGUGAGUGUGGAAAAUGCUUCACUCACAGAUCAUACCUUAUUAGGCAUCAGAGAAUCCACACAUGGGAGAGGCCCUAUGAAUGCAGUGAGUGUGGAAAAUGCUUCACUGACAGUUCAGCCCUUUCUCAACAUCAGAGAAUCCACACAGGGGAGAGGCCCUAUGAAUGCAGUGAAUGUGGGGGAAAAUUCAGUCACAGCUCAGACCUUAUUACACAUCAGAGAAUCCACACAGGGGAGAGGCCCUAUGAAUGCAGUGAGUGUGGAAAAUGCUUCACUAACAGCUCAGCCCUUUCUCAACAUCAGAGAAUCCACACAGGGGAGAGGCCCUAUGAAUGCAGUGAGUGUGGGAAAAGCUUUAUUACCAGCUCACACCUUAUUAGGCAUCAGAGAAUCCACACAGGGAAGAGGCCCUAUGAAUGCAGUGAGUGCGGGAAA
This is a messenger RNA of Mauremys reevesii (Reeves's turtle), 1557 nucleotides long. RefSeq names its product zinc finger protein 420-like. The annotation marks the transcript as partial. Gene Ontology annotation, biological process: negative regulation of transcription by RNA polymerase II. Gene Ontology annotation, molecular function: DNA-binding transcription repressor activity, RNA polymerase II-specific. Lineage: Eukaryota; Metazoa; Chordata; Testudines; Geoemydidae. The transcript has a single exon. The record is from RefSeq and is a predicted model, not a curated record.